GCUUGGUACCAAUCCUGAUAACAAUGUGAUACCAAUACCAGGUUAUAAUGGUACCAAUGUGAGUGUUUGAGUCUUUUUUGGACUCAAACAGUUGGUUACCAAGGCUUUCUCUUCAUCACCCCCACUCCUUCCGUACUCUUCCUCCUCCCAUACCCUUUGUUUUCUUGGAGUUAGUAAUAGUAUUUCUCAUUUCUCUUCCUUUUUCUAACUAAACAUCUCCAUUCUCUCUCCUCCUCUUUCAUUCUCUCUCCUCUCUUUUCACAAUGAGAACAACCCACUCACACCACCAUAAUAAUCAUCACAACAAUCAUCAACCUCCAAAGAAAAACACUUCUUCUUCUUCUUCUUCCCUUUUUUCAUGUGCAUUUUUCCGCCAUUGUACUCAAUCUCCACUUAGCCCCACCACUCCUUGCUCAUCACCGCCGCGUUUGCCACCUUCUUUACCUCUCCAACCACCACUUCCGCCACCACAAACAUCCAAUAAAUCCAUUUCUUUUGCACAACCACCGCCACCACACCACCACCACCACCCGAAUAAAGUAUCCGAGUCCGAAUCCUCCUCCUCUUCCACCUCUCACAGUUUCACCCAAUGGCGUUUCCCGCCUACCUUUCCUCAUCCACCGCCAGACCUCUCGCCGCCGCCGCCACCGCCACCGCCGCCACCACCGGUGAUGACGGAUCAAAAUCAAGACUUUCAGUUUUCUAACCUCAUGGAGCUCUUCCACAUGGCGGAGCUCCGGUUCACCUCCGGGUCGGACUUGGACCGGAUUACGGCACUCCAUAUGUUGGAGCAGUCAUUGGUUCCAAACCCACCCUCGGAUGCUGUCCCCGAGAGCGGGGCUGAGGUGGUGGUUCCGGUGGUGGUGGUGGACGAGGUGGUUCAGUAUAUGACACGAACCUCCUCGGCCAAGUCGGCUACAAAGAUCCUCCUCGCGCUUUGUUUAGCCGAGGGGAAUCGUCGGGUGGCAGUAGAAUGUGGUGCACCCACGCGUGUGGUGGAUGCGCUACCUGACCUUGAUGGGGCAGUAGUCGAGCGAGCAUUGGCCGCUCUCGAGCUUAUGUGCACUGUUCCCGAGGGGGCGGCCGAGGUGCGUGCACAUGCGCUUGCGGUGCCCAUGCUUGUAGCAACAAUGGGAAGGAUGGAAGGCCGAGGGCGGGAGUACGCUAUUAGCGUACUCACCGCCGUAUAUGGUGGUGGUGAAGAAGACCACCAAGUGUGGGAGGCGGCGCCACCAGAAGAGGUGGCACGAGCGGUAGUGCUGGCCAUGCAGCAAGGGAAUUGUAGUGCAAGGGGGAAGAGAAAAGGUGCUCAGCUACUCAAGGUUCUUCAAGAAAAUGGAAGGGUGGAUUUAACUCAGUAAUUAAUUAAUUAAGAUGCAUGAGAUUAUGAAUAUAUAUGAUUAAUAGUAAUUAUCUAUGUUACUCAGAUACGGAUUGAGUGUCUACUCGGAUAUGGGUGUUCAAGUGUUCAAUUCGGCUAUUUUGUUGAAAAAAGUCAAGUUUUUAGUUUAAAAUGAAGCAUCCAAGUAAAUGUCGGGUCGGACACGAUACGACACGACACUCCGUAUUUAAGGUAGAUGAAGGAGUCGAAGUAACACUGGUAAUUAUAUAUAUUAUACUAAUAUAAGUGGUUGGAAUAUUAUGAAUUCUGCACCUUGAUUCUUUCUGGUGAUUCCUUUGUGGAGUGGAAUCAUCGAAUUUCGGAAGUAAUGGAGUACUGUUAUUAUAUAUAGUAGAGUAAUAGUUUGUUUUUUGUUUUCAACAUUUCAUGUCGAGCUUUCAUUUUAAUGAUAUUUGUAUAGUUAACGAUAUUGUAGUUUAUAUAAUUAUAUAUUUUAUUUAGUCAUAAUA
Beta vulgaris subsp. vulgaris (sugar beet) is the source of this 1851-nucleotide messenger RNA. RefSeq names its product U-box domain-containing protein 26. The transcript has a single exon. The record is from RefSeq and is a predicted model, not a curated record. Lineage: Eukaryota; Viridiplantae; Streptophyta; Magnoliopsida; Caryophyllales; Amaranthaceae. The coding region runs from base 264 to 1361 and encodes 365 amino acids.